Thalassophryne amazonica is the source of this 2334-nucleotide messenger RNA. RefSeq names its product protein Wnt-7a (gene wnt7ab). Gene Ontology annotation, molecular function: cytokine activity; frizzled binding. Gene Ontology annotation, cellular component: extracellular region. Gene Ontology annotation, biological process: multicellular organism development; neuron differentiation; cell fate commitment. Lineage: Eukaryota; Metazoa; Chordata; Actinopteri; Batrachoidiformes; Batrachoididae. The record is from RefSeq and is a predicted model, not a curated record.
GAGAGAGAGAGAGAGAGGGGGGGGGGGGGGGGAGCCAACAACACAUGAGCGCACUUGCUCACCUCGAGGGUUACCUGUGACACCCUCACAAUGACAAGAGGGCCCCAACAAAGGGGGCCACCUAAAGGGGACAUCAGAUGAUGUCCUAUAGGUGGCAUAUUAUAUAGCGCGUGCCUUUUAUUUAUUUCGGGGGUUUUUUCCUCCCUUCUUCUUCUUCCUCGACGUUUGGAUUUCCUUUGGAGUAUACUACCUGAGCUGAGAUCGAUCGGAGAAGAAGCGAGUUACUUCAUCAGCUCCGUUCAGUCGUUGCAUGAAACUGCGGAGCCGCGAUGAGUCGGAGAACGAGACGCUGGAUUUUACGAGUUUUACUUUGCCUUGGAAUUAUUUAUUUAAAAAUCGGUGGCUUCUCGUCGGUGGUGGCUCUGGGUGCGAGUAUAAUCUGUAACAAGAUACCCGGUUUGGCUCCCAGACAGCGGAUUAUCUGUCAAAGUCGCCCCGAUGCCAUUAUCGUCAUCGGAGAGGGAGUCCAAAUGGGCAUCAACGAGUGCCAGUUCCAGUUCAAAAACGGCCGCUGGAACUGCUCCGCGCUUGGAGAGAGGACAGUCUUCGGAAAAGAGUUGAAAGUGGGCAGUAAAGAGGCUGCGUUCACCUACGCCAUCAUUGCGGCGGGGGUGGCCCACGCCAUUACCGCCGCCUGCACGCAGGGUAACCUGAGUGACUGUAGCUGUGACAAGGAGAAGCAGGGAUUCUACAGCAGAGAGCAGGCUGGGAAGUGGGGAGGCUGCUCUGCAGACAUCAGCUACGGCUUGGGCUUCUCCAAAGUUUUUAUCGAUGCUCGGGAGGUCAAACAGAACGCCAGGACUCUCAUGAACCUCCACAACAACGAGGUGGGGCGCAAGGUUCUGGAGAAGAACAUGCGACUGGAAUGCAAGUGCCACGGCGUGUCUGGUUCCUGCACUACAAGAACCUGCUGGACUACACUUCCUAAGUUCCGCGAGCUUGGCUACAUUCUCAAGGAGAAGUAUGCCCACGCCGUGCACGUGGAACCGGUCAAAGCCAGCCGCAACAAACGCCCGAAAUUUCUCAAGAUAAAAAAGCCUUACUCUUACCGCAAACCCAUGGAUACAGACCUGGUCUACAUAGACAGGUCGCCUAACUACUGCGAGGUGGAUCCUGUGACGGGGAGCCUGGGGACUCAGGGCAGGGUGUGUAAUAAGACUAUGAUGCAGCACAUCAGCGGCUGCGAUUUGAUGUGCUGUGGUCGCGGAUACAAUACGCACCAGUACUCCCGCGUCUGGCAGUGCAACUGCAAGUUCCUGUGGUGCUGCUACGUCAGAUGCAACACCUGCAGUGAGAGGACAGAGGUGUACACAUGCAAAUGAGAGUAUUUAUUGGAUAGUUUAUUCCUGACGGUGUGUAAGGAACCGUGGCUGUUAAACUUCCAAGAAGACGGGGAGCUACAGCAAUACACAGCAAAUACACAUCGUUCUUUUGCACACAAAGCCCUUUGUCAAUCUUUGUGGACUUUGAACCAGUAUGACAAAACAUUAAAUGCCAGCAUGCGGGAUUGAGUGGCCACAGUGUGAGUCACUGACUAACUAGACUUAAAGCUACUUGGACAUUUUCAUUUGGACUGUUUAUGAAAUAUUUCCACGUAUGGUGGAUGUGAUUGCUGGACUCUAUAUGCACAGGAUGACCCAGCCGUUUGGAAUAUUUAACGUGCCGUAUUUAGAAAAUGAAUAAUAAUUAAUAUUAAUUUAUUUUAUAAAAACCAGCUGAUGUCCUUCAUGGAUCAAAACUAUCUAGAUGUCGGGAGCUACUAGUUUGUUCAAGUAAUCAAAGCUAGUCCACAGUUAAGACACUGGAAAUUGAAUCUGCCUGAAUUAAUGUGUCAUUUGUAGAAUAAUAGUUCCAGAUGAAACUGGUGGAGGCUGCUCACACUGACCUGCUGACCUUCUCAUGAGUUAGUCUUCCGUUUCUUUGCUGCUAGUCUAGUAAAUCUCGCUUGUUGAGGGCGGGAGGCGCUGUGGUGUAGUUUAACAGAACGUACUCAUUGAUCAAAAACACUGGCACAUUCUCCACUUUUGGUAAAUAUCAGUUGAUAGAGUAUAUUUUGUAAAAGGUUAUUUUUAUAUGAAUGUCUUAUUUAUUUCUUAUUCAUAUUCAAUGUCAAGUAUCUGCUCCUGUCUAUGAAAUUAAUUUUUUUUUUGUUUUUCUGAAAAAGCCGACCCUGUUGUCAAUGCCAUAGUUGUAUAUUGUAAGUGGUAGAAACUAUGUUUGUGUUUACUGCGUUUCUUGACUACUACUGAUGAAAUACAGGAAGAGAACUAACAA